AUGAAGAAAUGGCAUGGCGGCUUUGUCAUUGUAUCUUUGUUCAUCAUCUUGAUGUUAAGAUAUGUGAUAUUGGAUAGCCCACUUGCAGACAAAUCGCUUCAGUAUCUUUUUCAGCAAAACAGGACGGCAGAAUUACAUUGGUUAGAUGUUCCAAACCCACCUGCAAUCCAGAAUCCACAGAAUUCUUCUGAAGUAAUAUCAACCAGACUCUUGGCAUCCAACCUUUCCAUUACCAGAAAUCUCUCUGAUAGAGAACUUCAAUCUUUACAUUCUUGGAAUCAUUUGAGACACCUAUUAUCUCAUGCCCACAUUCUACCAGAUGGAGUAGAGGCAAUCAAGGAAGCUGGAGUUGCAUGGAGGGAACUCAAUACAGCCCUUGCAUAUGACGAUUCAGUUGUUUCUGUUAAUGGCAGCAUUCAGAAGAAGGACAAAGGAAAGCAAUGCCCUUAUUCUAUCCGAAGGAUGAAUGCCACAAGAUUAGGGGAUAGGUUUGCUUUAAAACUUCCCUGUGGAUUGAUUCAGGGCUCUUCAAUAACUAUUAUUGGCACUCCUGGUGGUCUUCUGGGCAAUUUUAAGAUAGAGUUAACUGGAGCUGCAGUUCCUGGUGAACCAGACCCUCCAAUUGUCCUUCAUUAUAAUGUCCGCCUUCUUGGUGAUAAACUCACAGAAGAUCCUGUAAUAGUCCAAAAUACAUGGACAAUAGCUGAUGAUUGGGGUUCUGAAAACCGUUGCCCAUCUCCUGAUUCAGAUGCUAAGGACAGUGCAAAAGUGGAUGAUCUAGAAAAAUGUAGUAGCAUGGUAGGUGAGGACCAGAAAGAAAUCCUUCCCUCUAGGUUGCGUUCAAAUGUUUCGACCAUGACAGCUGCAAGGAAGAUGAAAGCGGAACCUAGAAAGUAUUUUCCAUUCAGACAGGGAUAUCUUGCUGUAGCAAUUCUUCAUAUUGGAGCACAUGGGAUACAUAUGACUGUAGAUGGCAAACAUAUCACUUCGUUUGCAUUCCGAGAGGAUUUGGAACCAGGGUUUGUUGGUGAAGUAAGAAUUGCAGGAGAUAUUAAAUUGCUAUCUGUGAUAGCAAGUGGCCUGCCUACAACAGAGGACUUCGAGCAUGUCACCGACUUAGAAACAUUGAAGGCUCCACCUGUGCCCAUGAAUAAAUCUGUUGAUCUUUUCAUUGGGGUCUUCUCUACAGCUAAUAAUUUCAAACGCCGAAUGGCAGUUCGCAGAACUUGGAUGCAGUAUGAUGAUGUGCGCUCAGGAAAAGUUGCAGUUCGUUUUUUUGUUGGCCUGCACAAAAAUGAGGUGGUCAAUGAGGAACUCUGGAAUGAAGCGCGAACAUAUGGAGACAUCCAGUUGAUGCCAUUUGUGGAUUACUAUAGCCUGAUUCUUUGGAAGACCAUAGCGAUCUGCAUCUAUGGGACAAAUGUCCUGUCAGCCAAGUAUGUGAUGAAAACUGAUGACGAUGCUUUUGUUCGAGUAGAUGAAAUACUUUCUUCCCUCGACCGAACCAAUAUCAGCCAUGGACUGUUGUAUGGUCGUGUCAAUUCUGAUUCCCAGCCUCAUCGAGAUCCAUAUAGCAAGUGGUACAUAACCCCUGAGGAAUGGCCUGAGGAGAGUUAUCCUCCAUGGGCGCAUGGACCAGGAUAUAUUGUUUCAAAGGACAUAGCUAAAGAAGUUUACAGGAAACACAAGAGUGGGGAGUUAAAGAUGUUCAAGCUGGAGGAUGUCGCGAUGGGAAUAUGGAUCAAUGAGAUGAAGAAGGAUGGCUUGGAUGUCAAGUAUGAGAAUGAUGGGAGGAUCUUGGUUGAAGGAUGCGAGGAUGGGUAUGUGGUUGCUCACUACCAAGAACCAAGGGAUAUGAUGUGCCUCUGGGAUAAGGUUCAGAAAACAAAACGAGGAACAUGUUGCAAAGAAUAA
Molecule: messenger RNA, 1914 nt
Organism: Miscanthus lutarioriparius
Lineage: Eukaryota; Viridiplantae; Streptophyta; Magnoliopsida; Poales; Poaceae
Source: the annotation of a GenBank genome assembly